UCUAGAAUCGUCGACCAGAACCCGCUACAUACGAAUCGCGAAUCGCCGCACGCCUGCCGCAGUUUGCUGCAACUUGCCGCACCGACACCGUCCCAUGGCCAUGUCGCGCUCGCUCCACGCCUGCGAGCGGCUGUCCGUGCCGGCGCUGCGACAGCUGCUGCGGGACACGGACACGCUGCUGUUCGACUGCGACGGGGUGGUGUGGCGCGGCGCCGACGCGCUGCCGGGCGCCGCCGCCACGCUGAACGCGCUGCUCCGGACGCCGGGGAAGCGCGUCUUCUUCCUCACCAACAACAGCUCGGCGACGCGGCGCGGACACGCCGACAAGCUGCGGCGCCUCGGCGUGCGCCUGCCCGGUGGGGACGAGCCGCAGCGUAGCGUGUACGGCACGGCGCACUGCGCGCCUCUCUUCCUGCUGCAGCAGCAGCAGGAGCAGCAGCAGCAGGAGCAGCAGGAGCAGCAGCAGCAGCGGCCGUACAAGGUGUAUCUGAUCGGCAGUGAGGCCAUGGCGAGUGCACUUGAGGAGGCAGGGAUCCCUUUUGUUGGGGGCCCGGGCCCUGAAGUCGACCUGGGCUGGCCGCCAGAGAAGCCGGAACUGGACCCGGAUGUGCGGGCGGUGCUGCUGGGCUUUGAUCGACAUUUCAGCUACGCCAAGAUGGUGCGGGCAGUGGCGUACCUCCGCGAUCCUGCCUGUGCCUUCGUCGCUACCAACACUGACACCUGUCUGCCGCUGGAGGGGGACAGGGUUAUUCCAGGCACAGGAAGCCUCCUCGCUGCCCUGGAGUGUGCGUCGCAGCGCAAGGCGGCCAUCGUGGGCAAGCCCAGCGAGUUCAUGUUUGAGUGUGUGCUGCGUGCCGAGAAGGUAGCACGCGAGCGCUGCUUAAUGGUCGGUGACCGCCUCGACACGGAUAUCCUCAUGGGCACACAAUGCGGCCUGCCCACGCUGCUGGUGCUCACGGGUGUCUCUACGCUGGCCGAGGCGCAGGCCUGUCGCGACAGCUCCGACCACGAGCGCCACCAGCUGGCGCCCACUUACGUCAUCGACUCCAUCGCUGACCUGCUGCCUGCGAUCGACGAGCUCUGAUCAACGUGUCUUAUUUCACCUUGAUUGCUUAGCAAUAGC
This is a messenger RNA of Petromyzon marinus (sea lamprey), 1123 nucleotides long. It is a transcript of the gene PGP, whose product is annotated as phosphoglycolate phosphatase. The record is from RefSeq and is a predicted model, not a curated record. Gene Ontology annotation, molecular function: phosphatase activity. Gene Ontology annotation, cellular component: cytoplasm. NCBI's taxonomy places the organism in Eukaryota, Metazoa, Chordata, Hyperoartia, Petromyzontiformes, Petromyzontidae.